UUUGCGCGCGCACGCGCAUCGCCCCCCGUCUGGUGUCAUAGAUUAUCCAGCUGCGCCGUCGGGCAGGCGGCGGCGGUCCCCGACAUCACUCGGCAGCCAGCUUAAGCACCGCGGCGGAAUACUUGUGCGCGCCACCAGUGUGUUGUCUACUCGGCCCGUACCACUGCUCUGUGCAUGUGACGCGCGCGCGAAUUCAUAUUUUUAUUCCGAUCGAGACGGCCGAGGGCAACAGUAGCAAACGAAGCAGAAAAUUACAAUUAUUGUCAUUAACACAACAACUACUACAAUUACUACUACUACUGUUGCUGAUGCUGCAAAGACGACGACGACGACGACGACAAGAYAACGAAUACGACACGACAACAACAACAACAACACGACGACGACACGACUACGGCGGCGGCGAAGGCGGCAGUGGCUGCUAGAAAACGACCGYUUCACUCGUUUUGCGUUCAAUUUGCGAGAAUUUUUUGCCAAUUUCUACCGAACUAUCGUCGUCUUUACAUUUCUAUAACACUCUCACACACACACACACACACACUCACACAUACCCACACACACACACACACACACACACACACACAUACAUACACGCAUACAUUCGUUGAAUACAUAAUAUUUUACACGCGCGUAACUUUCUUUUAACAACAACAACGAAAACAACGAUAGACGGUAGCGGCAAUAUUCUUCGUACGAAAAUAACGAAAUUAUAUGCGUUGUCGCGGUUCGCGGUGCGUCGUCGGAACGCGAAAUCGGAUCAGAAAUCGUCGUCGUUUGUCCUAACCACUGCCGCCGCCGGAAACAUCGAGUACCUAACAGGACAGUCGACGAAAUCGGCCGCGCGGGCGUUCCGAGUACGUCGUCGACGUCGUCCGGUGGUGUACGUGUUGUGGUCGGGUCGCGCGCGAUGCCGUCCGUCGUCGCCGCCACCACCAACGCCGCUGCAGCCGCGUCGUCCACUGGCCACCGUGCCGUCGUUGUACACAGYCCGUUAUUGUGCGCCCGUUGCGUCGUCCGGUGCGACUUGAGUCCGUCCGGCGGUCUGCGAUAGCUUUCCGAGCGGCCGCGCACAGUCGGUCAAGUCCACCGCCACCGCAGCAGCCGCAGUAACCGUCGCCGCGUGUACCCGACGCCGCCGUUGUACCGGCCGAGGCCUGAGGGAGUACCGCGGCCACCGCCGCCGCCGUCGUUGUCGUCGUCGUCGUAUCCGUUUCGUACCGUUUUACCRGCGACCCGCCCGACCGCGCUCGCCCGUACCCGUUGUUCAGCAUGAGUGACGUCGCCGAGCAGAUCAAAGACGGCAACAUGAUGCUGACGGCCAGUCCGUUCUCCAAUAUCGUCAAACAAGAAAACGUACUCAAAAGCGCCGUCGACGUGCCAGCCACCGCAUACAGGAUGUGCAAUCCUUCAUCUCAUAAUAUACCAUUAACUCAAUUCUCACCUAUUGGAAAUUCCAUGAAGCCAGGUAUACCGAAAUUGUCAGCCCAUGAAGUUAAAGAAGAACAUGGUAUUUGUCCUGUUAUAUUACAUCCUAAUAAGCAAUUGAGUUCACAUGUUCAGGUGAAAAGUGAAGCACUUAUAAAAACGAUUGGAUUUGCGCCUGCACGUUCUCAAAUGACAGCUCAAGCCCAAAGCCGUAUUGUUACUACAUCAUUGCAACGUUCUAUUAUAGAAUCUCAAAAUGUGUCACCACUUAUAAUAACACCUUCAUCUCAUGUUAUUCAUUCGGCUAAUGAAAUUGUUCCUGCUAAAAUUGUUCCAAUACCAUCAGCGCCUGCUGUAUCACAUUUUUCUGUAAUAAAUAAGACAGGUUCUUAUGAUAGUAUACCUGAAUUUACAGGCAUACGACAAAGUUUGGUGUCAGGUACACCACCAGUUUAUACUCAGAGUGAUUUUGCUCGUUUUCCUCCAAAAAGUUACCACCUUAAAAAUGCGGUUGUUAAUCCUGCAGUUCUUCAUGGUCCCAUUCCUGGAAAUAUUGAUGAGCCAUGUAUAAAUAUACCCAAUAGUCAACAUGUAUUUAAACCAAUUAUUUCACCUAGGCCUAGUAUUUUAAGGAAGCGUGAUGCAGAUGGUGUUCUUAGAGCGCAAAAAAAUCUAAUACCAAUUUUAACUAAACCUGACAUUGAGGAAUGUCAAAAUAUAGAAGAUACAUCACUGAACAGAAAUGGAUAUAGUGAAACUGGCUUACAAAUUGAAUCAAUUAUGGUACCACAAAUACCUGAGGUUAGAUUACUACCUCAAAUUGCUGCUUUAUCUAGGCAAUCACAUUUAAUGGUUGAAAUAAGUCCACGAAAAAAACCUCGUAAACAAUUACUCCCUGUUAAUCAAGAAGAUAGUCCAUUUAAAAUAGUUGGUGAUGAUAUGGAGUAUGUGGAUGAUAAAUUGAUUAAAAAGGAAAAAUCUGAAGAUUACCCMGAUGAUGAUUUAAAUUGUAAUGAUGAUUUAAUCGAUGGUGAUGCUGAGGACGAAGCCGAAGAUGAUUUAGAUGAUAUGGAUGUUGAUGAUGAUUGCCCUGCAGAUGAUGAUUAUGAUGAUGAUGAUGAAGAUGAUGAUUUUGGAAAUGAUUUUGCAGAUAGAUUUGAUUAUAUUAAAUCAGAUAAACCAUUUUUUGAAGAUAUUAAACCAUCUUUAGAAAUGAAUAAUGAAGGCUUAGCUUGCAUUAAACCUAAAAAUAAACGACCCACAUUAUUGGGAAGUUAUAAAAAUACGUGGCGGGGGCACACUCAUCAUUUUCAAAGGUAUACUGAUUUCAAAAUUAAAGAAACUAAAAAGCAAUUAGCUGAAAUGCAGCAAGCUAAAAAAUGGACAUCAGAUAGCAUAUCAGGAUGGAGAGUUCGGCACUUAUUACAUCAAUUCGAUGGAAUGAUAAGUAUUGAAGACGAAAUUAUUGCAAGAAUGAAUGAACUUAUAUCUCAUUUUGAAGUAACUAUUACAGAUAUUAAGUUGUGCCAUCAUUUCGUUGAGCUCGUUAAAGAUAAUAUGCAAAGGAGCAAAGUAUCGAAAAUUCAAUUAGAAGAAAUUAGACAUCAAUUGAAGAAAAUAUUCGACUAUAAACCAAUAAUUGAUGAUGUGUUUGAUAAAUAUUGUCCCAAAGAMCUCAAAAAGAAAUAUCCAAAACCAAUUAAUCUUAGCAAAUCUUAGACGAUGUGUAUUGCCAAUAAGAAUAUUUUGAUUUACACUGCACACAUAUCCAAGAAAUACCCAACGAAGUGUGUUAGUUGCAAGUACAUUAUGGUGUAAAAAAAAAAAUGAUAACCAGCUUCGAUAAAAACUGAAAAUGAUUCUAGUGUUGCUUUUGUUGGUACAAAAUGAAAUUCAAAAAAAUUAUUGAUUUAAAAUCUUUGAAAAUAUUCAAUAUUCUAUUCUAAGGUUGUUGAAAUGAUUUUCUAAUUUAAGACAUAUAAUAUUCUGAACAAUGGAAUGGUCACAUAUUGUGUAGCUGGACAUCUUUGAAGCUCAGGUUAAGGUCCUUUUUCUUAAUAAUUUAUAAAUUAACCAUUUUAGAUGGAUUCAAAUUAGAUGGCCAGAUCAAGUAAAUUAACUAUUUUUUUCAUGGUUUAUGUUACCUUUUAUCAUCUAGAGAAAAUAUUUAUUUAUACACAUCGAAAUUAAUCAUUGGUGGUUUAAUGGUAUAGUUUCUCAUCAAAAUCUUGCAUCCCACAUUUUUGUAUAUAUUAU
This is a messenger RNA of Diuraphis noxia (Russian wheat aphid), 3681 nucleotides long. RefSeq lists its product as uncharacterized. Gene Ontology annotation, biological process: negative regulation of transcription by RNA polymerase II. Gene Ontology annotation, cellular component: Sin3-type complex. The record is from RefSeq and is a predicted model, not a curated record. Lineage: Eukaryota; Metazoa; Arthropoda; Insecta; Hemiptera; Aphididae.